Aphidius gifuensis is the source of this 1632-nucleotide messenger RNA. RefSeq names its product F-box/LRR-repeat protein 4-like. The record is from RefSeq and is a predicted model, not a curated record. The transcript is spliced from 5 exons. The coding region runs from base 1 to 1632 and encodes 543 amino acids. Gene Ontology annotation, biological process: SCF-dependent proteasomal ubiquitin-dependent protein catabolic process. Gene Ontology annotation, cellular component: SCF ubiquitin ligase complex. NCBI's taxonomy places the organism in Eukaryota, Metazoa, Arthropoda, Insecta, Hymenoptera, Braconidae.
AUGGUCAAUGAAUAUUACGAAGAACAAGAUGAUGGUUAUAAUACCGUAGAUGAUGAUGAUAACUUAUGCAAAGAUUGGAAAAACAGGUUUCUUCCUACAUGCUUUACAACAUAUACAUUUAGGAGCAAUAAAAAUGAUUCAGUUAAAGAAUUACAUGAAAAAGCAAAUGAUCUAGAGUGCCUAAUUAAUCUCUGUGGAACUAAUUUAACGUGUUUAAAUUUAACACAAUAUCCUAUUUCUCAAAUAAUGCCAAUUAUCAAUGCUAAUUGUCCAAGUCUUGAGGAGCUUUAUUUAGGAUUCAAAGAAAUAAUGACCAAGUCAUUAGAACAAAUUAGUGGAACCUUGAAAAGAUUAAAUCUUUCAUGUAACUUAAAACGACAUGCUAUUUUCUCACCAGACUCAUUGGCUUCUGUAUUUCCUCGACUAAUCGCUUUGAAUACUUUAAAUAUAAGUAAUUUUGGACUAAGUCAACUAUUACUCCAGUCGAUAGGUGAAAUAAAAAAUUUGGCUCAUCUAUCACUAACGUCUCUUUGGCUGAAAAAUCAUCCAAUGUUUGAUGCAAGAAUCAAUAUGUAUCCAAUUGGGAAUUUGAAAAAUCUCAAGAGUUUAGAUAUAUGGUGUGAAUAUGGUGUUAAAGAUGAAUUUCUGAUUAAUCUUUGUAAUAAUGCUAAAAAGUUAGCGUUUUUAUCUAUAACUGGCACAAAUAUAACUGAUAUUGGUAUGAGUGCAAUUGAUAAUUUAGAACAAUUAAAAGAUUUCGAUCUUGGUUUAACUCAUAGUCUUGUUGAUAAAAUUCCUCUCAAGAAAUGGAUAAACUUUCAAAACUUACAACAUCUUGGUAUUGUUUGUAAUAUGAAGCCUGACUUAGCAAAAACAAUUGUUAAAUAUUGCAAGAAUUUGAAACAUUUGGAGCUACAUAAUCCUGGUUACUCAAUGAAUAAUACUGCUUUAAAAAAGUUGACAGAGUUGGAAAAUCUUGAAUGUUUAGUCCUUGGUGUAGCUGAGCUUCAUAAGGAAUCAAUAAUCGCAAUUUCAAACAAUUGCAAAAAACUUAAACGUUUAGAAAUUCCUGGUUGUGCUAUAGUACCAUCUAUUGAUGGUAACUUAUUUUCUUCUUCAUCUGUUCUUGAUGAGUUAUCAAAAUUACAAUGUCUUGAACAUCUAAACUUGUCUCAAGCAAAGAGUUUUAAAGACAGUACAAUUACUGCUAUCGCUAAUAAUUGUAAAAACCUAAAAACAUUAGAACUUCAAAAUUGCAGAGCUAUUACUAAAACAGCUCUCGUUGCUUUAACAAACCUGGAAAAUUUACAAAAACUAGACGUAAGGUUUCUUGAUAUAAUUACGAACAGUUUUAUUAUCAAAUUAAAAGGUUUAAAAGAAUUGCAUUGCGAUAAUUGCGAAAAACUUACUGAUGCUGGUGUUAUUCAAUUUAUAAAAAAUAAUCCAGACCUUGAAAAGAUUAGUUUCAGACAUAUAAAAAAUAUUACAAUUGACUUGGUUAUUGCAGCUAAUGAGGCAACUAAAAAUCGUACAAAUGGUAUCAUUUUACACUUAGAAACAUCUUAUAUGUUGAAAACAAAAGCUUUUAAGUCAAUAAUUGAAUCUCAAUGGUUGGUUGUUAAAUACCUAUAA